CUUUCACUACACUUUCCAGAUUAAAAUCUUUGAACAAAAACGCUGACAUUUGGCAGACGGAUAACUUAAACCAGUGAAAAUUUCCUCAGACACUCUCUCGUCACGCCGGGGCAAAACGUAACGUGGCUUAUGCACUGAACGUGUUCGAGGAAAAUUCUGCAAGAAAAUUAAAUCACUAAAAAGGUUUGGAAUAAAGAAUGAUCCCAAAGCCAUUGCGCGUCUUGAGCAGAGGCGCUGCUAUAAUUUUUGGAGGAGUUCUGACUCUCAAUCUUGCUGCUACUGUUGCUGUUGGUGCACUUCGUUCUGUAGCUGAAAAUAAACGGAAAAAGUUUGCCUUGCCUUGUGGAGUUUGUAAGGGGAAAGGAUUUUACGUAUGCAAGCUGUGCAAUGGAAAUGCUACGAUAAAGUGGUCACCUUUGUAUGACCCUAUUCAUAUUAACCCUUGUGUUUGCCCUACUUGUGAUGGUAACAGGGUGCAGCGCUGCCUAAACUGCAUUGGGAAAGGUUAUAGUUGACUACUUGACUUGAUUCUAAUUCAGGACAUAGACAAUGUGGCUAGGUUUAUGUAAGUUGAAACCGCAUAAGCUAUUCCUGAAAUACUUUGCACAUAAUGAUCAUGGACAGGACUCAGGAUAUUGCUGAUGAAACUUCUAAGAGGGCAUAGUUCAUUUGCAAUUGGUCAAGCAAUGUUGUUCUGUCUUCUUCACAUUUAAUAAAGUAUAAAAGCUCUAUAUAGCUUACAGCUUUAUGGACUAACAAAGCAAAAUUCAAACUUUAUAUAUCUUACGAGUUUACUUAAUGGCCCUCAGACAUCA
This is a messenger RNA of Theobroma cacao (cacao), 815 nucleotides long. RefSeq names its product plastid transcriptionally active protein. Lineage: Eukaryota; Viridiplantae; Streptophyta; Magnoliopsida; Malvales; Malvaceae. The record is from RefSeq and is a predicted model, not a curated record.